GAUGCUCUUAACCGGAGGUCCGACGGAGUGGUGAGCCGUCGGCGGUAAACGGGAGGAAUGGCGGCGGCGGUGUCCCAUCUGGAUCUGGACGGUGGCACGAAGCGGCGGCGGAAGGAGGAGGAAGUAGAAGCAGGCGCGGAGGCGGCAGAGGACCGCAUCUCGGAGCUGCCGGAGGCGCUGCAGCUGCACAUCCUCUGCCUGCUCCCGCUCAAAUCCGCCAUCCGCACCGGCGCGCUCUCCACCCGGUGGCGCUCCCUCUGGACGCACCGCUGGCCGGCGCCCUCCUCCCUCGACUUCCACCUCGGCACCCACGACUCCCCCCAUCCGUUCCUCGAAACCCUGGAGCGGCGCGGGCGGCGGCGCCUCCAGCGGUUCGCCCUCUCCUUCCACAUCGGCAAGCUCAAGGCCGAGCACUUCCGCCGCUGCCUCGACUACGCGGCCGCCUGCGCCAUCGAGGACCUGCACGUCCACCUCUCAAACCGCGUCUUCAACAUCUUCUUCGACUACCGGCUCCCGCUGGGGGACGCCCACCUCGCGCGCCUCUCGCUCCGCGCCGUGACCGUCGACCUCCCCGUGUCCUUCUCCGCCCACUCCCACCCCUUCUCCGCCCUCGAGGUCAUCCACCUCCACUGCGUCCGCAUCUCCGACCGCACGGUCAACCGCCUGGUCGCUGCGUGCCCCCUCCUCCACACCCUCGAUCUGCGCUACUGCGAAAGCCUCCUCUCCGUCAUCGUCACGGCGGCCGGGGCACACUUGAGGAGCCUAACCCUUGCAGAGUGUGGUUCGGAAGCCGAAGUAUUUUUUGCCGGCGAUGCGUCCAGCCUGCGCUCAUUCCACUACAGCGGCGCCUACAUUCCGGCCUGCAGCAUCCCGGCCACCGCCAAUCUUGCUGACCUUUACAUCUGCUUCGGAGGACCUAACCGCUGGAGGCAAUUGUCAGGACCUUAUUGCGAGCUGCGCACAAACUGGCUUCAACUGCUAACCAAUUUGUCUAACCUCACCGUGCUUACCCUCUGCAGCAGUGCCCUACGGAGAUUGUCUGCCAAAGCUCGUGCCAGGUUAGCUGCCACAGGCGCUGCACCAUGCAAGUUGCUGAAUUUGAGAGAGCUUCAGCUACUGAUGUUCGCAAUGGAGAUCGAUAACAUAAACGACAUUUACACUUUCCUUGUGGCCUGCUGUGGCCCUCGAUUGGAGAGGUUAUUUGUGCAGCUUCCGACAAGUAGUUGUUAGUAUAGGCCAGAGGAUGAACCAUCAGGAUCAGAAUCUGAGGAAAAUGGGUCAGUGGAAGAGCUAUCAGAGCAAGAAACAACGGAGGAAGAUGAGCUAGAGGAAGAGCUGUCAGAGGGAGAUGACCCAGAGGAAGAGCUGUUAGAGGGAGAUGACCUAGAGGAAGCGCUGUCAGAGGGAAUUGAACACGAGGAAGAGUUGUCAGAGGGAGAGUCACCUGAAGAAAAUCAAUCACAGAAACAUGGGUCGAGGGAAGAGAUAUCUGAUGGAGGGCAAUCAGAGGAAGAGGCAAUAGAGGAUGGUGAUGGCUUUGAGAACCUUCUGUUGGUCAACAUGAUGAAUUUCAAGGGGCGCCACCAUGAGAUGCAGCUAGUAAGCCUUUUCUUGAAGAUGUCUACUAGUCUCAACCAACUGAUACUGUUUACUCCCAAGACUGAUCACCCAGAAUGGCUUCAGAAGGAUCAUAUGAAUAAUUCACAUAUUCUUGAAAGAAAACUAUCGCCUCUAAGAAAGGCCUCACCGAAUGUUCAGAUAGUACUCAGUGAACCUGAUGAUAGUGCAAUCCAGCCGUUGCACGAGGCUUUUGUCAAGGUUUAAUGAUUUGUUUGUUGUGGAGUUAUGACCAGAUAAUGCGAAAUAUCAGAAACUAGCAACUACUAGUAUUAGGCAAGACAAAGAACAAGCUAAUCUGCAAGGUAGGCAGGAUGCUGUGUUCUGGAGUACGUCGUCUGGGCCUUAUACUCCCUCCAUCCGGAAAAGCUUGUCCCUCAAAUGGAUGUAUCUAACACCAAGUUAGUGCUAGAUACAUCCAUUUGAGGGACAAGUUUGGGACUAGUUUUUCCGGACGGAGGGAGUAUUUUGCAGCUUAACUCCUUAAGACUCUUAUAGAAAAUAUCAUGACUGGGACUUGUUAUGCCCUAGCUUUGACUUGUACCUCAAUCAGUUGGUAUGGCAACGAGUGUUGCAAUUUUAUUUUUCAGUUUUCCUUAUUUAUUAUUGUCACUAUUGCCAUCUUCAUUGGUGAUUAAAAGUUCCUUUCCUGGCGCCAAGAGAAUACCCAGGCAUGAAUCCUGGGAAUUGUACCCAGUUUGACAGAUCUUGGCUGAAUUAUGUACUGCUGAUAUGUUUAAUCAGAUGUUGACUUCUAUGUCACUUGUCUGCAGCUGGAUGAAGUCACUUUCUACAUGUGCUCUACUGUUAAAUCAGCUUACCUUCCGCUGGUGUAAUCCUCAAACAUAUGACUACAAUACAAGUUCUUUGUAGCA
Molecule: messenger RNA, 2492 nt
Organism: Triticum dicoccoides
Lineage: Eukaryota; Viridiplantae; Streptophyta; Magnoliopsida; Poales; Poaceae
Product: F-box/LRR-repeat protein At5g02910-like
Exons: 3
Coding region: 58-1230 (390 amino acids)
Molecular function (GO): protein binding
Source: RefSeq, a predicted model, not a curated record